AGUCAUUGGUGCCCCUCCUAAACAGUGGCCUCACCCACUGGGAUGGUUUAUUUUAAAAAGACUAGGAACAUAUAAGAGUGCAACAUUUAUACUUAUUGAGAAGCAGAGCACCAACCAAGGAAAACCAACACGUCACCAGUUCCGCCUCCAGCUGGCUGGAAUCUAGGAAUGGAAAAACAGCCUACAUCAUAUUCAGACAACAGUCCUGGUUACAAUCCAGCUCCAGGCUACCCCAACCAGACUGGCUACCCUCAUGGCCAGCCUUAUGGAGCUCCGUAUCAGGGUCAGGCUCAGGGUCCGUACCCUGGUCAGCCCGCGGUGACUGUGCAGCCUACGAUCUACAUGGCCGCCGCUCCACUGGCUCAGCCCUUGCCUGACUACCUGGGCUACUCCAUCUUCACCCUGCUGUGCUGCUGCUUGCCACUGGGCGUUGCUGCUCUCGUGUUCUCGAUGAAAACUCGAGAUGCCAACACGUCCGGCAACAGACCUGUGGCCGAGAGAAAUUCACGGACAGCGUUCAUCUUGAACAACACAGCGCUGGGGAUUGGAAUCGUCUUCACUAUCGUGUACAUCGUGCUUAUCGUCAUAAUCAACAUGUCAUACUAAACCACUGUACAUCAUCACCACUAUGCAUCCUCUGCAGUGAAACUAAAGCCAGUUAGAGAUGAAGGAUGUUUCUGAAGACCAUACAAACAGUUGAUGCGUUUAUUUUGCAUAUGCAUUUGUUUAUUACAGAUGAUUAUACAUAAAUCAAUGGUUUAAAGACACUACACAUCUCCUUAUAGACUUUGUAGAAAUGUAUUAAGUGUAUAUAUAUAUAUAUAUAUAUAUAUAUAUAUAUAUAUAUAUAUAUAUAUAUAUAUAUAUAUAUAUAUUUCUUGUGUUCUUAUGCCAUUUCUGAAUUGAACCCAAAUAAAUGGAUCCAAAUAAAUUUCCAACAUGCUUAAAUAAAUAUGAAUUACAGUUCAUAUUUAGAGCUGAAGCCGAUGUCACCAACUGGAUAUGAAUUAAACAUCCUUCUGAUUUCAAAACACAAAAUCAAUGCUAAAUAAAGGCUUUUUGCAAUGA
Molecule: messenger RNA, 1068 nt
Organism: Pygocentrus nattereri (red-bellied piranha)
Lineage: Eukaryota; Metazoa; Chordata; Actinopteri; Characiformes; Serrasalmidae
Product: synapse differentiation-inducing gene protein 1-like
Exons: 2
Coding region: 169-606 (145 amino acids)
Cellular component (GO): membrane
Source: RefSeq, a predicted model, not a curated record